This is a messenger RNA of Hypanus sabinus (Atlantic stingray), 2368 nucleotides long. RefSeq names its product lysine acetyltransferase 14 (gene kat14). The transcript is spliced from 10 exons. The coding region runs from base 19 to 2367 and encodes 782 amino acids. The record is from RefSeq and is a predicted model, not a curated record. Gene Ontology annotation, molecular function: acyltransferase activity, transferring groups other than amino-acyl groups. Lineage: Eukaryota; Metazoa; Chordata; Chondrichthyes; Myliobatiformes; Dasyatidae.
UGCCACAAGUUUGUUGCAAUGGAAGAUAAUGGGGAGGCAAAAAGUUUAACUGCUCGCCAAAUUGAUGAAUGCACAAGAAUGGCUGUAUCAGAAGGUUUGGAAGAAGGAGAGGUUGAAGGGGAAACCUUACUGAUAGUUGAGUCUGAAGACCAGGCAUCAGUGGAUCUGUCCCACGAUCAGAGUGGGGAUUCCUUGAACAGUGAACUUGGUGAUGAAGGUGAUGUGUCCUGGGCAGAAGAAAUGUCCUAUUAUUGUGACAAAUGCCAGAAGUGGAUCCCCGCAACUCAGUUGAGGGGAGAGCACCCCAGUUACUUGCGAGGUGAUAACUUCUUCCGGUUUAGUUGUUCAGACUGCACAGAGGAUCGGAAGGAGCAUUUUGAAAGACUGAAGCUCACAUGGCAACAAGUUGUGGUGUUGGCCAUGUACAAUUUAUCAUUGGAAGGGACUGGUCGCCAAGGCUACUUCCGUUGGAAGGAGGAUAUAUGUGCUUUUAUCGACAAGCACUGGGCAUUCUUGUUAGGAAACAGGAAAAAGACCUCAACUUGGUGGAGUACUGUAGCUGGCUGCCUGUCCGUGGGCAGUCCGAUGUAUUUCCGCUCGGGUGCUCAGCAGUUUGGUGAACCUGGCUGGUGGAAGUUGGUGCACAAUAAGCCCCCAGUCCUGAGGCCAGAAGGGGAGAGACCAUCAAGCACAACACUGAAGGCAAGAGCUGUGAAACCACCCCUGGAUCCAAUUAUUACAGUGGAAGGGCUUCGGAAACGAGUAAGUCGCAACCCUGUGGAAACAGCCAUGGAACUGAAGGAGAAACGCUCACGUACUCAGGAAGCUAAGGACAUCCGGCGUGCUCAGAAGGAAGCCGCUAGCUUCAUUGAUCGGAGCACGUCCUCCACCCCAGUGAAGUUGUCCAGCCGGACACGCAGGACAGAACUGGUCCUGGAGAAAGGGGAGGUGAUUGACUUCUCGUCCCUGAGCUCUUCAGAUCGGACUCCACUCACCAGCCCCUCCCCAUCCCCCUCACUGGAUUUCUCCGCUCCUGGAACACCAUUAUCCCAUUCGGCCACCCCAAGUCUUUUAUCUGAAGCAGAUCUCAUUCCUGACAUCAUGCCUCCACAGGCGCUCUUUCAUGAUGAUGAAGAGGGAGAUCCGGAUGGCGUCAUUGACCCUGGGAUAGAGUACAUACCACCUCCCAGCAUGGUCAGCAGCGCAGUGAUUGUAGGCAGGAAGAAAGUAAAGGUACAUGAGCAAAUCAAGCGUGAAGCUGAGGAGGAUGAAGACAGAGAUGAGAAAAUGGAAGAUGACACCGAAGAACCCGAGCAUGGCAUUGAGUUGUCCCAAACUAGGGCUCAUGAAAGGAAAAAAGUCCAGAUGGAGCGGGUUGUGCAGCCGCCUGUUCCCAAAUAUACAGCCCUCAGUUUGUACGAUGAGCGACUGCUGCUCCGAAGGCUGGAAUCGUGCCCUCACGCAUUAGCCUUGAGCGUUGAGGCCAAAAGACUCCGUCGCAAAUUGCUUGUGAGACAAGCCAAAAGGGAAAGGGGUUUGCCCCUCUUUGACCUGGAUCGAGCUGUUGAAGCUGCUGUUUCACUGGUUGGUGAGGUGUAUAGAGCCAAGGAAGGUAACUGUAAUGGGAUACCUAUGGGCACUGGGACCUUCCGGACUACCAGUCAUGACUUUCGGAUCCUGGACCGGUAUCAGAUACCUUUAUCUCAUACAAAGGGAUACCAAGAGCAAAGGAUAAAGUUCUUGCAUCGACUGACUGGAUCGGGAGACCUGAGAAACCAAUGUAUUGUCAGCCCAUAUACAUCACGGGUGCUCAAGCCAUAUAUCAGGCGUGACUUUGACUGUAUUCCACCUAAACUAAAACUAUUGGCAGAAGUUCGCGCUUACCCACAUCGGGAUGACCCAAGCUGGAAAGCAGAAGCAGAAGCUCCAAUUGAUUACUGCUAUGUCUGUCCUAAUUUUAUUCCUACGAUAAACUCCAUGUGCCAUGAGUUCUUCUGGCCAGGCAUUGACAUGUCAGAGUGCUUGCAGUACCCAGAUUUCAGUGUUGUUGUUCUCUACAAAAAAGUUAUAAUUGGUUUUGGCUUCAUGGUUCCUGAUGUGAAAUACAACCAGGCUUAUAUUUCCUUUCUGCUGGUCCACCCGGAGUGGAGGAGAGCUGGGAUUGCAACUUUCAUGAUUUAUCACCUCAUUCAGACCUGCAUGGGGAAGGAUGUGACUCUACAUGUCUCGGCCAGUAACUCUGCUAUGCUGCUGUACCAGAAGUUUGGAUUCAAGGCUGAGGAAUACAUCUUGGAUUUCUAUGACAAGUAUCACCCCUUGGAUAGUAAGGAGUGUAAACAUGCAUUUCUCCUCAGAUUGCGGAGGUAAU